AUGGCGUCCCCACCUCGAUCCGGAUGUUGCUUAUUGUUGCCCUCCGGGCGUGAAGCGUAUCUCCCUUUGCUAUCGGUGUCUGCGCAAGUCCAUAUAACUGAUGUCUUGGCUCGUGUCACCUUGACGCAGCACUUCGCCAACACCAACCGCAGUGGCGCCUCAGCUACAGCUCGCUAUGUUUUUCCUGUGCCGGCUGGCGGCGCGGUGUGUGCUUUUGAAAUGCGCACUGCAGACGGCCGAGUAGUUGUGGGCGAAGUCAAGGAAGCCCAUCGAGCUGAGAUUGAGUACAAAGAAGCGGUGGCGCAUAACAAGUUCGCCGGGCUGCUUGCACAAGCUACUUCAGAUGUCUUCGAAAUGUCAAUGGGUGCUAUCCCACCUAGACAGGCGAUCAAGACUACUCUUACGUAUGUCACUGAGCUGUCUGACGACGAGCUCUUGAAGCAAGUUCGAUUCUCGUUGCCAACCUACAUCGGCGAAAGAUACGGAGCAUCCCCUUCGGUGACGCGCAAAACAGACUCAUCGACGAAGUAUGCGCAAUUCACCUUAUCGGCAGAAAUCCAGAUGACCUCCGCUAUUGAGAAAGUGGUUUCACCGUCUCACGCAGUGAAGGUCACUACGCACUCUAGCAACGAUUCGAUGUCACGCUGCAGCGUGAUUCUUGAUUCCUCAACCAGUGCAUAUCUAGACAAGGACUUCGUUCUCUCCGUCAAAGCUAGCAAGGUCGAUGCCCCGCGUUGCGUCGCCGAAGUGCUGGAAAACAAGCAUUCUGUCGCACUUUCGUUGACGCUGGUCCCUCGCUUCGGAGUGAAGCCUAUCGACAGCCAGGAGUACAUCUUCGUGAUUGAUAGAAGUGGUAGCAUGCAGGGAAGCAAGAUCGAUUACGCCAGGAAGGCUCUGCUCGUAAUGCUCAAGUCGCUCCCCGCCACUGGGACGACGUUCAACAUCUUCAGUUUUGGCACUUCGCAUUCUGCGCUCUGGCAAGCCAGCCAACCGUACUCGCCGACCACGCUGAAUACUGCGGUAAUCCAUGCCGAUUCGAUGGGUGCUAACAUGGGAGGAACGGAGAUCGGGUCUGUGCUCAACUCUGUCCUCAAAACCCGUACCACUGCAAAGCCCACCUCUGUGUUUGUCCUUACCGACGGCGAGGUUUGGGAUGUCGACCCGUUGCUUGAAAGCCUGAGGACCAGUGUCAAAUCUACAGGAGACAGUUCAUCCGGCACGUACUUGCGAUUCUUCACCCUCGGUAUUGGCCACGGCGCAUCCACUGCACUAUGCAAUGGCCUCGCCCGUGCGGGCAAUGGACUCUGCCUUAUGACUACGCAAAGCGAGGAGCUGGCCGGCAAAUGCGCCAGGCUUCUGCGCGCGAGUCGCGUCCCCCCUUCGGGAAACCUGCAGAAGGUUCGUAUUGACUGGGGAUACGCUGGGCCAAACCCUCUUCUCAGUACCGACAUCGCGAAAGCAUCUCAGCAUACUGCCAAGGCACCUCAACCAGCGGCUGCUUUAAAUCUGUUCGAUGAAGACCACGAUCCGCUGGCACCAACGGGAGAUACUGGCUUUCCGAUCGAGCUUCCAGCCACUACAGACAUCCAGCAAGCACCCUCUACCGUCCCUGAUUUUUAUCCUGGAAAUCGUUUCAUUGUUUCUGCGAUACUCUCCAAGACUAUACAGGUCCCGAAGUCUGUCGUGCUCCGCGGGGAGACCCCAGAUGGUCAGGCGACAGAGUUUAACAUCCCUGUUCACCUCGCGAACUUCCAGAAACCAUGGCCGCCGCUCGUGCACACGCUCGCGGCGCGCCGGAUAAUUCAAGAGCUCGAAGACGGCUUCCUGGACUGCCUGGGUAUCGCAGGAAACGCUGACUCCUAUCGCAGUGAAGAGAUCGCCAAGGCGGCAAUUGUGCGGUACUCCACGGAGUUCCAACUCGCGAGCAAGUACGCGUCGUUCAUCGCCGUCGAAAAGGAAACAGAGGACACUAGUAUUGACGAGAGCGACUUCGAGAUUCUCGGUGAAUCGGACAUUGAUCCUGACGAUUGGGUCGAGGACUUCGGCACAGACACGUCUGACACGCUUCAAACCUCGGACGAGCAAGACCCCGCAAGCGCAUAUAGAUCCAGCCAAACAGGCUACUCUCGAGCUCAGCACGUCGCUGAGCAAGAAAAACAGAAAAGUAUGUACGAAGAGCUGGACGAAGAGCUGGACGAUUGGAAGCCUAGUCGUGAUCGCGAGCGCGAGCGUGACUACGAUGUUACGAGGGGAGGUUCGACACGUAGCUUCGCGCCGCGAGAGAGGUCAGUGCUGUCACAAGCCGCACCCACGAGCGCUGUAUAUGGUUCAGCGCAGCAGGCUUUCUCGUUUGGUGCACCAUCUGCGCCCACGACCGGAGGUUCGCUUCAGCAGAAUUCCCUGAUGAGCAUAGAGUCAUUCAAGGAGCCGGACGAGGACGUGUGGACUCCUCGCGGCGCCUUCCGACCCCCAGUGGUGAGGCGGGACCGCAGCGCGGUUUCCACCGCACACUCCACACAGCGGGUUGUCCCAGACGACCCCGUCACCGCCAUCGCCCGCCUGCAGUCCUUCGACGGAUCCUUCCAACUGAACGACGCGCUUCGCACACUGGCCUUCGGCGACAGACUCACACUGGACGCUCUCGGUGCUACGGCGCCUGCGUCAAUCCGCUCGCACCCGCUGGGCGGACAGGUGUGGGCGACGGCUAUCGCAAUCGCGUACCUGAAGACGAAGGCUGCGGACCAGAUGGACAUAUGGGCGGGGCUAUGGGAGAAGGCGUAUGAGUAUGUCGUGCAGGCGCUGCAAGGCACUACGGUGUCCCUCGACCAGCUGGUGGACGAGGCCGUCACGUUGUUGUGA
This is a messenger RNA of Rhodofomes roseus, 2859 nucleotides long. RefSeq lists its product as uncharacterized. The transcript has 9 exons. NCBI's taxonomy places the organism in Eukaryota, Fungi, Basidiomycota, Agaricomycetes, Polyporales, Fomitopsidaceae. The record is from RefSeq and is a predicted model, not a curated record. Bases 1 to 2859 code for a protein of 952 amino acids.